Messenger RNA from Pantherophis guttatus, 6438 nucleotides. It is a transcript of the gene SNTB1, whose product is annotated as syntrophin beta 1. NCBI's taxonomy places the organism in Eukaryota, Metazoa, Chordata, Lepidosauria, Squamata, Colubridae. Gene Ontology annotation, cellular component: dystrophin-associated glycoprotein complex; intracellular anatomical structure; synapse. The record is from RefSeq and is a predicted model, not a curated record. Gene Ontology annotation, molecular function: protein binding; structural molecule activity.
ACCUCUCGGAGUGGCGACGCGGCUCCGGGCGCUCUCUUUCACCCACUUCUUUCCCCCCCCCUUUCCCGGGGCGUGGUGUGUGUGUGUCUGUGUGUAGCCGCGCGCGGGUGUGUGUAUUUGUGUGUGUGUGUGUGUGUGCCCGUGCGCUCAAUCACAUGGUGUUUUAAGAAAUGCUCCAAAGAUGGCGGUAGCGGCGGCCGGAGGCGGCGGCAGCGGCGUCGGCCGGUUGCAGCGGAGCGGCGCGCUGGAAGUUUUGGUGCGCGACCGGUGGCACCGGGUGCUGGUGACCCUGAGCGGCGAAGCGCUGGUGCUGAGCGGCGAGGAAAGCGGAGGCGCCGCGGCUUACAACGGCAUCGGGGCAGCCUCGGCGGGCAAUGGAACUUUCUGCGGCAGAGGAGCCGGCGGUGGGGCGUCGAGGGCGGCGACAGCCUCUUCUUGUCCCCUGCCCGGCGCUGGCUCGCCCGAAUCGCCGUCGGGGAGCAGCUACAACAGCAGCGGCAACAACAACGGCGGGAGCCCCAAGACGGCGGCGGCGGCGGCGGCGGGAGUUCGGACGGCGCUGACCGACUUGCCCGAACAAGUGCCCGACGCCGUCUCCAACCAGAAGCGGUGCGUCAAGGUGUUGAAGCAAGAGAUGGGCGGUUUGGGCAUCAGCAUCAAAGGGGGCAAAGAGAACAAGAUGCCCAUCCUCAUCAGCAAGAUCUUUAAAGGCUUGGCGGCCGACCAGACCCAAGCGCUCUACGUCGGCGAUGCCAUCCUGACCGUCAACGGCGCGGAUUUGCGCGAUGCCACCCACGACGAAGCCGUGCAGGCGCUCAAGAGGGCGGGCAAGGAGGUCGUGCUGGAAGUGAAAUACAUGCGAGAAGCCACCCCCUAUGUGAAGAAAGGUUCUCCUAUUUCUGAAAUUGGAUGGGAAACUCCUCCUCCUGAGUCCCCCCGUUUGGGCAACCCAACCAUCGAUCCCAUGUUGCCACUGUCUCUCAACAUCCACCGAGACAAAAGGACCAUCCCACUCAAAAUGUGCUACGUGACGCGGAACAUGGCUAUGUUAGAUCCAGAAAACAGGAUUGUUGAAGUUCAUUCACCGGAUGCCAAGCACAUCUUGGUGCUAAGGAGUAAAGAUGCGAGCACUGCCCAGGCCUGGUUCUAUGCCAUCCACUCCUGUAUCAGCGAGCUCAUUCCCAAAGUCAUCUCAGAGGUCAAAGAUCAACUGGGUAAAGCAGGAAUAGCCGGAGGCCGAGAAAUUAGGCACUUGGGUUGGCUGGCAGAAAAGGUGCUGGGAGAGAAUGAGAAACCUGGGAAAGCUGUAUUGGUUGCCUUGACAGAGAAGGAUCUCUUGAUAUUUGAAAGCAUGCCACGCAUCAAGGAAGCUUGGUUUACUCCACUGCAUUCCUACCCUCUCUUAGCUACCAGGUUGGUACAUUCAGGACCUGGGAAGGGCUCUCCACAGUCUGGGGUAGAUUUGUCGUUUGCCACUCGAACGGGCACGCAACAAGGGAUUGAGAGCCACCUUUUCAAAACCGAGACUAGCCGAGACCUUUCACUGUGGACCAGGAGCCUAGUCCAAGGUUGCCACAACGCAGCUGAACUCUCCGUAGAAGUCACAACAGCUUGCACGUACAAAAACCAGGAGUGCCGUUUGACCAUCCAUUAUGACCAUGGAUUUUCCCUCACCACCGAACCCCAAGUUGGUGCCUUUCCCAAAACCGUCUUCCAGUAUCCCUACGAGAAGCUAAAAUCGUCUUCAGACGAUGGGAUUCGGAUGCUCUAUUUGGACUUUGGAGGAAAGGAAGGUGAAAUUCAACUGGACCUUCAUUCCUGCCCAAAGCCGAUUGUAUUCAUCAUUCAUUCAUUCCUUUUUGCCAAGAUUACAAGACUUGGAUUGGUAGCAUAAAUUCUUUUCUGUCAUUGGCAAGAACAACAACAACAACAACAAAAGUGGAACUACUCGAGUCCAACUCUACAACAUGUUGUCAGCACUGGGAGCUAACUAGGAGAACAUAUGAACUCUUCUGCAGAUGACCUGAAGUUCAGAUAUGGGGCAAAGUCAAUGCUAUGAUCAAAUACAAUAAUAGGGCUCCGAAGAAUAAAAGUCAGAAUAUUUGCUUCAACUAAAACAUAUGUUGCAAGGGAAACAACAUCGAUUGCUUUGAAUAAAGCCAAAAUUGAGUCAUUAAGAAGAGAUGAAUGACUGUAUGAUGACAUUUCGUACUCAUUAAGUGUGCCUCUAUGUAUGCUUGUAGAGCAGUCCGCUCCAUCUUGGGUUUUGAGAAUGUCAGGGCUUCCCUAGAAGAUUCAGCAAUUUUUCAAUGAAAAGAUUGGUGAUGGUAGAAUAGCUUCUGUGAAUGCAAAGUUUUUCCCUUCUCCCCUUCAUCGUCUUCCCCCCACCCUUUAAAACAGGGGUCUCCAACCUUGGCAACUUUAAGACUUGUGGACUUCAGCUUUGCUGGCUGAGGAAUUCUGGGAGUUGAAGUCCACAAGUCUUAAAGUUGCCAAGGUUGGAGACCCCUGCUUUAAAACAUACUCUCUAUUUACUUCUAGUAGAUUGGGCUGUUUUUGUAAACUGGUAACAUAUUUUAAAUCCUUUGCAAACUGCAGAGAAACGGUUGUGGAUAGAAAUCCUAGAUAGCAGGAAAUUUGAAAGCCACUGAAAAGUAAAAAGCUAAGUAGAGAGUUACCAUCAAAAUAAGGAAUUUUAAAACGAACUUUUAUGUGCUUUAGAUUUUUUUCCCCUCACCACAAACUAUAUUUCGGUUUUCAAAAAGCACAGAAUAUCUAUGUGCAAGUUUAGUGAUUUGGUUGUUGAGAGAUGAGAUGGAUGUGCGAUCCGCUCUAAUUUUUUUUUCCAUUAAUAAGCACAUCAAUCUGUAUAAGUCACAUGGGCAGAGCUCAAGUUGCUGUAGGUCAAGGAUUUCCCAUCCUUGGCAACUUUAAGACACAUGGGUUUCAACUCCUAGAAUUCCCUGGGGCUGGGGAAUUCUGGGAGUUGAAGUCCACAUGUCUUAAAGAUGUCAGGUUUGGCAAAUCCUGCUGUAGGCAGACUGAGUUUUCUGACUGAUCAAACCAGCCAUAAAAAGGAACUUUUGAGUGGACACACUUGGGGCAAGAUCUCAAAAAUAUCUCUAUAGAUAACCUAGACACAGGACACAUUGGAGAAUUUGCUGGGGAAAAAAACAAAGCCCAUUCAAUUGAUGACGUCCCAAUAACGUAAGUUUUAUAAGAUUGCAAGUGUUCCGUUAACGAUUAUAAGUUGUGAAGGGGAAGGAGGUGGAAUCUGGCGUACAUAAUGCAUUUUGAAACAUUACGGUGGAAGUACAGUAAAAGCGAUGGAAACAAUAAAACAUCUUAAAACAUCUUGAAAAGAGGAAGUGCAUUUCAAAUGAGUCCCAAGUUGGCUGAACUUUUAGUUCGUAUGUGAUGCGGUCAAGUGGAAUUUUGACUCAUUCGUUUUGUGGCUUGUCAUUUUCCUGUGCUUUGCAACCAAACCCCUUUGCAACAUUUGGCUCUAGAGGCCCUUCUAAAGCAAAGGAGAAAGUUUUGCGUUGAGGAAGAAGGUGGAAGCAGCCACCAGGAGACAGAGGAGGAUGCUGAAGAAGUAUGGAUAGAAAGGAUACAGAAGUGCUGCCCAUGAAGUCUUGAGUAAUUUAGGGCACAAGCCAUGGCGAUCAGCCGUGUUGAAAAACCUAGGAACAAGGUGAAGAAGAGGAACAUUGAUCUCAGCUAGAAGAUCCAUACAAAAAUCACCUAGUGCAGAGAGGAAGCAACAAGUGGCUAUUAAAGCUCAGAAAAUAGGUUGUGCUGUCCUUUAUUAGGCACUCUGAUCCAACUUGCAAAAAUCAGCAAUACCAUGGGGUAUCUUUUCUACCGAUGUUUUGGAGACCUCACCUAAGCAAGGAAGAGAACCUUCUGUGCCUUCCAAGGUCUUCUUUUUCUCGUGGCUUUACAUCAAGGAGGAGAGAAAUAAGUUGUGUGAUCUAGUCUCUUCCCUACCACCCAUACUCUGCAUAUUCCACCAAGGAAAGGAGAUACGGUCAUUUUCAAGAUUUUGAUCAACUGCCCUUAACAAUGUCUGUGGAGCUUCUCAAGUCAUCCAGGUCAUGGUUGUCCGAGCUGAAGCAGCUUCUUGGAUGAGAAACGAAAUGUCUUCAGAGAAAAGUUCAGUUUGCCUCUUGAAAAAGCACCUUUGGGUGCCCUUAACCAUGUUUAACUAGAAGAAUCCCAAAGCUGCUCAAGACUUAACUAGUUGAGAUCUUAAAUUUUGUAUUGUGGCCGUCAGCCAGGGGCGGGGCAUCUGAACAUUGUGGUCUGUAGCUUGGGAGCUCUGAAACUUGGCAUAGGCUAAAAUCUAAGCAGCAGCGCUUCAUCCUGGUGACUGGCAUUCACUGGAUUAAAACCCAAGACACAUCAAGGAUCUUUCCUUUCCAUCUCGUUCUGGAGAACAAGGGCAAUCCCAUCACAGCAGCAGCAGACUGAACUGCUGUUGAAGAGUCACUUUAACACUAUUUUCAUAUGGUCUAUAAAACUAAAGUCUCCUUAAAGUUGCCCUCAACUUCAUAGAUACAUCCAAGGAUUCAUCUUGGCUGCAACAUAGACAUGAUGUACAGGUAGUCCUCGGCUUACGACCAGGGGCACACAUGACCCCGUUCUGAAGUUCUAAUGACCUUCUCCCCAGCAGCCACAUGACUGCACUUCAGGCACUCUGCAGUCAAGCUGUAAUUAAGGCCGUUUGCAGCAUCCCAUGGUCACGUGGUCACAUUUUACAAUGCUUUUGCUGAAAACCGGCAUUCCAUUUUUUUUAGCAAAACUGACCCACAGCAAAACAUCGCUUCGCAACAUUUGCAGUCGCUAAACAGCCACAAAACUUACAAAAUCGAGUUGGUCGUAUAGAUGACUCACGUUACCAUCAUCAUGACUUACAGUACACUUAUGAUGGGCAGGCUCCAUUACGGUCAUAAGUCAAGGACUACCUGAACUGUUGUCUUCUCAGAUGUUUUCACCUGUCUGAUCCCCAGCUAUAUUUAUGUUUUUUUUCCACCCAGGUACAAGCCACGUCCAACCCUGCUUUGCCUCUUUAAUAACCGGCUAAAUGACUGUCAGAUACAUCCAUAGUAAAAACUUAAUGGCUACAUCAAAAGGCCAAAUAAAGAAAACUUGUUUGCUAUAUGGAUGCCCAGAGACACAAAUUAACUCAAUUGUGCUUUUUUUUUUUUUUUAAUGGGCCAUAGUAAAUAAGUGUUUUUUAGGGUUGCUUAGAUAUAUGUGGUCAGUUGGGAAAAUACCCCUGAAUUCUCAACCUGAAUCCAUGCUAUUUCCCUGCUACUGAUUACAAAUAAAUAAAUUGUUAUGAGGAUAGCAAAAACUGGAAGCGAAGUGUAAAUAUCUAAGUUAUGCUUGCUUUCAGUUGCAUUUGAAGAAAAUUCUCUGCAGCACUACAUCGUCCCUGAAGUAAUUAAUCUAGGUUUCAAGGUAAUUUGAUUGGGAGAAUAAAUAGGAUUCAUAAAGACCGUCCUGUUAAUUCUUAAAUGUGAUUAAGGUAAACUUAGGGAAUAUUUGAAAGGAGGUUGGAAAUUAAAAAAACUCCAAGAUUGAGCUGUUAGCUAUGGCUAAGAUUUUACAUACGCAGAAGUCUUUGGGUAGUUCUAUAAGAUAACUGAUUGGCAUGGAAUAUCUAUAAUUUCUUUCCUAGUAUUUUGUUAGUAAUAUAAAAUUAACUUAAUAAAAAGCUGCUUGAUUUUGAGCCUACGUUAUCACCAUGUGCCCAAUUUGUGCCUAAGCUUCCAUUUUUAUUUCAUUUGGAGCUUUAAAUAUAUAUCAUAUAUAUCCCAGAGGUCUCUCUACUUUAAAAUAAAUAUAUUUUUGCAGAUAUGGAAUUUCCAUUGGUUUGUGUCUGUCCAUGAAAGGAUGACCUACAAAAUUUGUGAUUUAAACGGCAUUUUGUGGAGAGAAGAAAUAAGGAAUCUCAAAUAACCCUUUCCAAUGUAGCAGGAUUUUCAAGUUCCUUCCAUGGCAGUAUUUAUUAUUGUGAAUGAGCAAAAGCCAGAGCAUAAAGUAGAAUAUUAUGUAUUUUAGGAAACGUUCAUGCAUAUGUGAAUUCUAUUGUACUGCUACUUUCAAUACCUAACACCUCUCCACUGGAAUAUUAUAACUAUAUCUGCUUUGUAUAUAAUCAGGAUUAAUUCAUUAGUUAUAUCACAUAUUGUACGGUGCUCAAAUCACAACAUGAAGAAGUGAAUAACUAAUUUGCAAAAAGAAAUAUAAAUAUAUAUAUUUAUAGUCAAAUACAGAUUUUGAAUGACUCUAGACGCCGUUACUUUAGAUGGGAUUGAUAGAAUGAAUUAAAUGGAACUACCCCAGAUUUAUAAGAAUUUAAUCUACAAUAUUUAUAUUUUCAAGAGGGAGAAAAAAAUGACUAUAUUUAAUAAAGUGUCAUUUAUUGGA